CGACAAUUCUUUGCUGCGCUGGGAUAAAAAAAGGGGGCCCGCUGAUGACGGUAAUGGACCACCCUUUUGUCGACCAGCAAGAGAGGCAGCACUCCACAAGGGGAAUUUUAAAGUGCGUCACAGAGUUCUACCGACAGCUGCUCAUGGAAGAGGAGGCAUGGACGUCUGCAAAUAUGGCAGCAGAGCCAGAGCAGGAAGUAUGGAAGCAUAUCCAGAGUCACCUCAGCCUCAACAGCACAUGCAGGAUGGAAGCAGAUGUGACGAGGGAGGAGGUGGAAAGGUCUAUCACUGCCCUGCCGCGAUUGAAAGCACCAGGUUUGGACAGGGUCCCGGUGGAACUAUUCAAGGAUUUUUGUAACUUCUUUGUUACCUUGCUCACAGCGGCCUACAACGAAGCACUUAGAGUCGGAACAUUCCCGCCGGGAUUUGUUGACGGCUAUGUGGUCUUGCUUUACAAGAAGGGGCCGAAGGUGCUAGAGGAGGACCAGUGCACAGGGCGAGUGAGAGCAUUUAUAUCCACAGACUUGGAGAAGGUGUACGAUCGAGUAUGGUGGGAGUUCAUGCUGCAAAGCAUGGCGCAUCGGGGUGUAGGUGGAAUCUUCUGCAGUUGGUUCCGUAGUCUGCUCAGGGGAGCAAAUACUGUCAUGAAGGUGAACGGAGUAAGAUUGAACAGUUUGAGGGUCUCGAGGUUAGAGGGCCUGAAGACACAAUCAAAGACGCUGCAGACAACGGCCUUCGCGGAUGAUACGGGUGCAUCAUUAUGCCGACAAGGAUCUGGGUGUAUUCUGCAAGUAAUCUGGGCCAUGAGUCAACUGGCAGAAAUCAAAAGCAGUGAUGCCCCAGGGGGUGGACCCGCCGGAGGGAUGGGACAUCCCGAGAGUCGAGAAUGGGGCAAGAAUGGCCUUCUUAGGAGCAAACCUGACCCAAGCUACGGAGGGGUGGAACAAAUGGCGAUACGUGCAGUUGCAGCGGUGGCUAGGCUCAGGGCCUGGAGUGCAAAAGGUAGCAUGGGGGUGUUCGGUAAGGCCCUGGUAGUGAAGAACUCGACGUUGGCAACACUGUGGUAUGCGAGGGCAGUGCACAUGCCAGGUAAACGAACCUUCCGGUAUAUCAAACAUGCGAUUCAUGCCCACUUAUGGUCGAACAAUGCGGCUGCUGAAGAUUCAACUUGUAGAGUGGCAUGGGACAAGCUGAUUCAGCCAAGACGGUUCGGGGGCUUGGGAUUGCUGGAUCCGAGGUUCCAGAUCAUAUCCCUCCAAAUUCGCCAAUUAAUCUGGGUCCUGCUGGGGACGAUGGGGGACACAUGGCAAGAAGUUACACGAGCCCACUUGGCAUAUGCACUACAGGUCCCAGAGAAGAUGGUGGAAACAUGCCUGCUGAGUAGCUCUCUGAUAGGUCAUAUUCGCCGAGGCACUGUGUGGUCCACCCAAUUGACUUUGUGGAAAAAGGUGCAGCUGAGAUGCCGGAUGCCAGCAUCCGCUGAUGCAGUUUUCAACCAGCUGUUGUUUGACAACAAAUUCAUAUGCGAUGAAGAAGGCGACCCCUUCCCAUGGCAGGGUCAGCAGGGAGCAUUCGGAUGGAAGUGGGCAGAGCGGGGGGUAUUCAAAGUGGGACAUUUAUGGGACGAGGACCGCAAAGACUGGCGCACAGAUAGUGAGAUGAUGACAAUGCUCGUCGGGAAAGCAUGGAGAAUGAAACGGGUGAGAGAGCUGAGAGAGGUUAUGCCCUCGCAAUGGAUAGAUGUGCCAAAAAAGGACAAGGUGGCACAAGGAGAACGGGUGCGAAUUAAAGGAGUCACCAGGCCAGACAUGGUCUAUAGAGUGGAACAGCCCCCCCAGGAAGAGUGGUUGGACGGCAAACCCCUGAGGAUGUCCCUGGCCGCACAAAGAUGAAUAUUGAAGAGCGGUGCGGAGACUGUAAUGGUAUACGAGCACGGGACGAAGGAACAAGGCCAAUUCUGCCCAUAUAG
Messenger RNA from Chara braunii, 1969 nucleotides. The record is from the annotation of a GenBank genome assembly. Lineage: Eukaryota; Viridiplantae; Streptophyta; Charophyceae; Charales; Characeae.